CUCUUGUGUCUCAAUCCAAAGAAACUGGGCAGAGCACUUACCAUAAUUGCUCAACUGAAUACGUAUGCAAUGCAAAAGCUGGGGUUGACGGAAUUAAACAUCGUACAAACAUGUUUCAUACACUAGGCGAACUCGAACCUUUCUGGUGGGUCAAUCUCGGCCAGGUGUACAAGGUAUUUAAAGUGGUUAGUACAAAUCGGAUUGGUGCAUCUGGUGAGCGACUCAGACAAAUGCUUGUCCACGUCGGCGACAGCUUAGAAACAUCUCACAUGGAGCUAUGUGGUGAGUUCAAUGGUCCAGCCUUCAGUGGACAGGUCAUAGAUACACAGUGUAAAACAUUACCGGAAGGAAAAAUAGUAAAAUUAACGAGUGUAAAUAAGAAACCAGUGGAAUUUCAUCUUGCUGAAGUUGAAGUGUAUGCUGUUUAGUUACGUUGUUUUAUGAUAUACAU
Mytilus trossulus (common blue mussel) is the source of this 451-nucleotide messenger RNA. RefSeq names its product fucolectin-1-like. Lineage: Eukaryota; Metazoa; Mollusca; Bivalvia; Mytilida; Mytilidae. The record is from RefSeq and is a predicted model, not a curated record. The transcript is spliced from 2 exons. The coding region runs from base 111 to 428 and encodes 105 amino acids.